AUGGCAUAUGUCACUGACGGAGGAACCAAUAUCAAAGACGCAGUGAAACAAGAAUUUGGGGAGUCGAAACAACCUGUAACCUGUUUUGGUCAUACUAUCAAUAAUAAUGGUCAAGCGAUCAUUCAAAAUAACAAUGACGAUGUUAUCGACGAUGAUGAAAACGAAACGGAAGGAGGCACGCUAAAGGAUCUUUCAAAAAAGCUACAAAUGGAUAAGAACACGAGGGCCCUCACGCCUAAUAUGGUCACUGCUGAAGAAGUGGACACUCUUAAAGAAGUAACGGAUAUUCCUAAACCUUUGCAUGAAAUUAGUAGUGAACUCCGCGGUGAAAAAAUCUAUGUCACUAGGGUGGAUGAAAAUGCUCCACAAGGAACUGCUUUGACAUUUGCGGAUCCAUAUUUGCCUCGUGUGUACGAUGAUGAUACCGGAAAAAAUGGAGUCUUCUCUUUAACCUUGCUAAACAAUAACGGGACAUUCGAGAUUACACCCAAUGUUGCUGAACGCAGUACUUCAUUUCUAAUACGUGUACGUGAUAAUGUGUUAUUAGAUUACGAAGAACGCUAUUCGGUGCAAUUCCAAAUUUUAGCACAAGAAUUAGGACCAGCAACAAAUCUUUCAGUAGCUGCGAAUGUCACGGUGUACAUUAACGACGUUAAUGAUAACCCACCGAUAUUUGAACACCCUGUGUAUACUGUAGAACUUCCAGAAAAUAUGACUGUCGGGACCAAAGUUGUCCAAGUUAAAGCCAGCGACGUAGACAAGGCAGGUCUAGGCGGACGUGUUCGAUAUACAGCAAUUUUGGGCUAUUUAAAUACCUCAUUAAAUCUAGAUGCAGAGUCAGGGCUCAUCACAGUAUCGACCAAUAAUCACGGUUUUGAUCGUGAAAUAAUGCCGGAAUACCAUCUAUAUGUAGAGGCCCGCGACAAUGAUGGCACUGGUAAUCGCGCUCAAGUUCCUCUGGUUAUAAAAUUAAUUGACGUCAAUGAUGAAACUCCAAUCUUUGAGAAAGAUCUUUAUGAAUUCAUAUUAUCGGCAGGCUUGAAAAGCUUUACAUCCAUUGCUGUUAUACACGCCAUUGACAAUGAUGCCACAGCGCCCAACAAUGAAGUUCGAUAUGAAAUAAUCAAUGGUAAUUACGAAAAUAAAUUUUAUUUGGAUAAAAUAACUGGCGAAUUGAUAGUUCGAGAGAAAAUAACGUUGCGAUCCAAAACGAGAUUACGACGCCAAACCUUAUCUAACAAUGAUGGCGACAUAUUCCUGCUAACUGCGCGUGCUUAUGAUUUAGGAGUACCAGUGCGGUUCAGCACGACUACUAUCCGUAUAUAUCCACCGGAGAGUCGAAGCCGUACUCUGACUUUUGUAGUGCCAGGCGGAAAUCCUGACAAAGCGAAAACUGAAGAAACACUUUCCACAAUAACGGGAGGAAAAGUAAUUAUACACGAUAUUAGACCGCUGCAAGCUGAUGAGCUAGUCGCCAAAACAAUUAUGGGAGCAAGUGUAGAUGCAAUGAAAAGAAGUAUUGUAACCGCCGCUGUCCUGUAUGAUAGCUCCUCUGUUGUAGACAUAUCUCAGAUUCAGCAACGUUUAUCGCAGCACAAUAGCUCGUUUGCGAUAAUGAAUGGUAGCGAUACAGUGGAAACAGACACUCUCUACAAAGCUGAAAACAAGUUGCUUUUUUGGCUUCUUAUCCUACUUGCUGCGUUGGUUGCCUUAACGAUUCUAAUAUUAUUGUUAUGCUGCAUAUGUCCAUGGUGUCCUCUAUACGGAGGUGCAAGCAAAAGAAUAGUUAAUAUCAGUAGUACUGAAGACGAUGUUCACCUAGUGCAUAGGGAAAUGGCAAAUGGAAAACAAGCAAAAUCUGUUCAGGUCGCCGAAUGGAUGGGACGACGUGAGGCCUGGUCCGCUGAGAGGCCCACAGAUUCGCGAACGAAGCCAACCCGCUGGGAGUUCUAUAAUGGACGUAAGCAGUUUAACGAAAACGUAGGAGUUCAUGCAGCAAUCAAAAACGACGAAGAUAGGAGGCGCAUUCGUUCUGCGGACGAACAACAGAAGCGCGUGAAAAUAGGGUAAGCAUGAAAAUAGGGGC
This is a messenger RNA of Rhagoletis pomonella (apple maggot), 2086 nucleotides long. Its product is annotated as cadherin-86C-like. Lineage: Eukaryota; Metazoa; Arthropoda; Insecta; Diptera; Tephritidae. Gene Ontology annotation, molecular function: calcium ion binding. The record is from RefSeq and is a predicted model, not a curated record. The coding region runs from base 1 to 2070 and encodes 689 amino acids. The transcript is spliced from 6 exons. Gene Ontology annotation, biological process: homophilic cell-cell adhesion. Gene Ontology annotation, cellular component: plasma membrane.